Molecule: messenger RNA, 936 nt
Organism: Tupaia belangeri chinensis (Chinese tree shrew)
Lineage: Eukaryota; Metazoa; Chordata; Mammalia; Scandentia; Tupaiidae
Product: olfactory receptor 4F15
Exons: 1
Coding region: 115-936 (273 amino acids)
Biological process (GO): G protein-coupled receptor signaling pathway
Cellular component (GO): membrane
Molecular function (GO): olfactory receptor activity; G protein-coupled receptor activity
Source: RefSeq, a predicted model, not a curated record
AAUGGGGCCAACUACUCUGUAGUAACUGAAUUUGUGUUCCUGGGACUCUCCAAUUCCUGGGAAAUCCAGAUUUUUCUUUUCUUCUUCUCUUGUCUUUUCUAUGUGUCCAGUAUAAUGGGAAACCUCCUCAUAGUUGUUACUAUAACUUCUGACCCUUACUUGCACUCACCCAUGUAUUUUCUGCUGGCAAACCUCUCUGUCAUUGAUCUGAUAUUUUGCUCUAUUGCCGCACCCAAGAUGAUCUGUGAUCUUUUUAAGAAGCGGAAAGUCAUCUCCUUUGGGGGAUGUAUUGCUCAGAUCUUCUUUAGCCAUGCUGUUGGGGGAACGGAGAUGGUUCUUCUCAUAGCCAUGGCCUUUGACAGAUAUGUGGCCAUAUGUAAGCCCCUCCACUACCUGACCAUCAUGAGCCCAAGAAUGUGCUUUUACAUUCUGGUGGUUGCCUGGAUCAUUGGUUUCAUUCACUCAUUGUCUCAGUUGGCUUUUGUUGUAAAUUUACCCUUCUGUGGCCCUAAUGUAUUGGACAGCUUUUACUGUGACAUACCUCGACUCAUCAAACUUGCUUGCACAGAUACUUAUAAACUGGAGUUCAUGGUCGCUGCUAAUAGUGGGUUCAUAUCUUUGGGCGCUUUCUUCUUGCUUAUCCUCUCUUACAUCUUCAUCCUGGCAACUAUUAAGAAAUGCUCCUCAGGAGAUUCUUCUAAGGCUCUUUCUACUCUGUCUGCUCAUAUUACUGUGGUGAUUUUAUUCUUUGGUCCACUGAUUUUUUUCUAUAUGUGGCCCUCUCCUUCAACACAUCUGGAUAAAUUUCUAGCAAUAUUUGAUGCAGUUUUGAUUCCUUUUCUAAAUCCAGUCAUCUACACAUUCAGAAACAGAGAGAUGAAGGUAGCAGUGAGGAGAAUGUUCUGUCAGUUUAUGGGUUGUAGCAAAACCUCUUAA